Messenger RNA from Mesorhabditis spiculigera, 1971 nucleotides. NCBI's taxonomy places the organism in Eukaryota, Metazoa, Nematoda, Chromadorea, Rhabditida, Rhabditidae. The record is from the annotation of a GenBank genome assembly.
AUGCGGCUCGAGGUGUUUGCCAGUCUCGUGCUCACCCUCCACGCCGCCGCCAUUGCCGAUACGGACAGAAAGGAGCGUGAGAUCAACCCGCCCGACUCGGAAAAUCGAGUGAAAACAAAAGCCCCGCCAAAAGAUGUCGAUCCGCCGAACCGGCCGACUGUCGACUAUCCGAUUAAUUUUACACAGUCGACAGAAGGCGCCAAAUACGUGUGUGAUGACACGAACGCGCGCGGGCGAGCAAAUAUCUACUGUUCCGGAAAGUUGCUCGAAGCCGUCAUGGCCAAGCAGUUGUACCCGGACAGUAAGACAUACGUCGACCGUCCGCUCAAGGAAAAUCGCACGGGCCCCGAGGUGUACAAGGAUUUUAUGGCGCAAUUCCCGGAAGAACUGGACCAAAUCGAUGCGGAAAAGCUUCGAAAAUUCGUCGAUGCGAAUUUCGAUGUGGAGGGACAGGAAUUGACGCAAUGCACAUUGUCGGACUGGUCGGAGCAGCCGAGGGGACUAUUGGAUAUUGGGGACACGAAGCUGAGGGACUUCGCCUUUCAGCUGAACAAAAUUUGGAACGAGCUGUGCAGGGAGGUCGAUGAAAAAGUAAAAGACGAUCCGGAACGCUACUCCCUACUCUACGUCCCACAUAAAUUUAUUGCUCCGGGAGGUCGAUUCCGCGAAUUCUACUACUGGGAUGCCUACUGGAUCAUUCGCGGCCUUUUGGCGUCUAACAUGUACGACACGUCCAAGGCGAUGAUCCUCAACUUCAAGCACAUUGUCGACACGAUCGGCUUCAUCCCAAACGGGGGCCGCGUCUACUACCUCCAAAGAUCCCAGCCACCCCUUUUCGCGGCCAUGGUCUACGAGUACUACGCGGCCACUUCAGAUAUUGAUCUCGUAAAAGAGGUGCUUCCCAGCUUGGAGCGCGAGCUCAAAUUCUGGCGUAAAAAUCGGAACGUGACGGUGGAGAUGGGAGAUGCCGAGUACAAAAUGUUGCAAUACAGAACCCCGGCAAAUGUUCCCAGGCCCGAAUCUUUCCGGGAAGACGUCACGAUAGCCGCCCAAUUUACGGAUCUAACGAAAAAGCGGCAAUUUUGGCAGGAUAUUGGGAGUGCCGCCGAGUCGGGCUGGGACUUUAGCAGCCGCUGGUUCGCCGACAGCCAGAAUUUGUCGACAAUUGAAACGACAAACGUCGUACCCGUCGACCUGAACGCCUUCUACUGCUUCAACCUCAACAUUAUGGCGUACUUGCAUGGGGAAUUGGGUAAUGCCGACAAGGAGCUGCAAUGGAUGCACGAGUACGUCGAGUUCCGCGAGCAGUUCAGAAACGUGUUCUACGUGGCGGAAGGAAAGGGAUGGUACGACUACAACUUGCGCACGAAGCAGCACAACCUCAAGUUCUACCCGUCCAUGGCCGUGCCGCUGUUUACAGGCUGCUACGAUCGCCUCGGCAUGCGAGAAGCGAACCAGCUAUACGACCAAAUGUCGGACAUGGGCGCGUUCGACUUUGUCGGCGGCAUCCCCACCUCACUCGUCAAGAGCUCGAUGCAACAAUGGGAUUUCCCGAACGGGUGGAGCCCGCUGAAUCACAUGGUCAUCGAGGGAUUGCGCAAAUCGGGCAAUUCGAGAAUGCAACGAAAAGCGUUCGACUUGGCCGAAAAGUGGGUGCUGUCGAACUAUCGGGUGUUCGUGGCUGACCGGGCCAUGUGGGAAAAGUACAACGUCGCAUCGGGAGCGCCGCGCGGAGGUGGAGGUGGCGAGUAUGAGGUUCAGGCCGGAUUCGGCUGGACGAACGGCGUCAUCCUCGACCUGCUCAGCACCUACGGAGAUCGACUCAAAUUUGAAGAUGUCCUGAACGAUGCCCUCCCCGCCGAUGAGCCAAUUCCCGUCCCGCACGGUCGCUCCAUUGAUGUGACCAAGCCCAGCCCCCAGUUGUUGCUCACCCUGCCCCUAGUCUUCGCCUUGCUUAGGGCCCUCAUUUGG